This is a messenger RNA of Encephalitozoon cuniculi GB-M1, 885 nucleotides long. Its product is annotated as thymidylate synthase. Gene Ontology annotation, cellular component: mitochondrion; cytosol. The coding region runs from base 1 to 885 and encodes 294 amino acids. Gene Ontology annotation, molecular function: thymidylate synthase activity. NCBI's taxonomy places the organism in Eukaryota, Fungi, Microsporidia, Unikaryonidae. Gene Ontology annotation, biological process: dTMP biosynthetic process. The transcript has a single exon. The record is from RefSeq and is marked provisional.
AUGCCCCAGGACCCGCGCCACCCAGAGCACCAGUAUCUUGACCUGGUGAAGCACAUACUGGAAAACGGCGCCAGAAGGAUGGACAGGACAGGCACGGGAACGCUGUCCGUCUUCGGAGCAACAAUGAGGUUUUCCCUCGAAGACAACACCUUCCCGCUGCUGACGACAAGGAGGGUCUUCUACAGAGGCGUUGUCGAGGAGCUCCUGUUCUUCCUGAGAGGCGAGACAGACUCGAAGGUCCUUGAGAAGAAAGGAGUCCGGAUCUGGGAAAAGAACGGGGCCAAGCAGUUCCUGCAGUCCGUGGGGAUAGACAGGGAGGAGGGCGACCUCGGCCCGAUAUACGGCUUCCAGUGGAGGCACUUCGGCGCCCGGUACGAGACAUCGGCCUCGAGCUACGAGGGCAAGGGGGUCGACCAGAUCGCGAGCGCCAUCGCAGCAAUCAGGGCCAACCCCGCCAGCAGGAGGAUUGUUGUGAGUGCAUGGAACCCCACAGACCUCGGGAGCAUGGCCCUUCCCCCGUGCCACGUGCUCUUCCAGUUCAACGUGACGGACGGGAAGCUCAGCUGUGCAAUGUACCAGAGGUCUGGAGACAUGGGCCUGGGCGUUCCCUUCAACAUUGCCUCGUACUCGCUGCUCACAAUACUCGUGGCGCAUCUGACAGGCCUGCAGCCCGGGGAGUUUGUUCACUUUCUGGGCGACGCCCACGUGUAUCUGGACCACGUCGACUCUCUUCGGCAGCAGAUCCAGAGACCCCCGAGAGCAUUUCCAAAGCUCUUUGUCAGCCCAAAGGGGCCGAGAACAGAGCCGGAGCACUUCCAGUACGAGGACUUCGAGCUUGUGGGAUACGACCCGCACCCUGCAAUCAAGAUGAACAUGAGUGCUUGA